Messenger RNA from Xiphias gladius (swordfish), 504 nucleotides. RefSeq lists its product as uncharacterized. The transcript has 5 exons. Lineage: Eukaryota; Metazoa; Chordata; Actinopteri; Istiophoriformes; Xiphiidae. The record is from RefSeq and is a predicted model, not a curated record. Gene Ontology annotation, molecular function: zinc ion binding. The coding region runs from base 61 to 504 and encodes 147 amino acids.
UAUAUCAGCAGCAGUGAACACACAUCUCUGCAUACUGACUGCAACACCUCACCAAGCACAAUGAGUGCAGAUGGAAAAAAAGAACCCCCUCCCUACAUCAUACCAGUUGAAGGUCAGGGCGAUGGAGUGAAGGUUUACCACGUGCACACCCCUUUCACCCCUCCCACCUCACCGGAGACCUCUGUGUACACAAGUGGAGGAGGUGGCCUCGGUUCAGGCUUCGAGUCUGGAGAUGGCAAAAGAAAAUUUGUGAGCUACGACACGUCGUUGGGCCGAUCUCCCGGCAUGACGACCUGCACCUCCUGCCAACAGCAGGUCAUGACCAACGUCACCUACAAACCAGGGAUGUACGCCUGGCUGAUGUGCUUACUCUUCAUCUGUUGCGGGUUAAUCCUGUGCUGCUGCCUGAUUCCAUUUUUCCUGAAAAACUUCAAGGAUGCGUACCACACAUGCCCCCGCUGCAACAGAGUCCUGCACGUUGAGAAGAAAAAGUGCUGUAAAUGA